AUGAUGCUGAACCCCAGAUCCUACUUGUACUCCCGCCGACAAGUUCCCUCCACCUCACCAACCCUUGCCACGGCAGCCCCAAACACUGGUUUCCCAUCCAAACGGAGAGAUGAAAACAUCACCGUCACUCCCAUCAAGAACUCGAAUGCAGACCUCACCAGUCGGCCGACCACUGCUAUGCCCAAACGCAAGGAAUCUAGCAACCUAAGCCGCAGCCCACCAACCACAGGCACAACCAUGGCCGCUGCCGUUGCGCGACCAAACACCCCGACGAGCGCAGUCCAGAUCCCUGUCAAGAACAAGCAAGAGGCAUCUUACUCCCACAACUCCCGAUACGAUGCUCCACGACGGCAGGCCUCCAGCCAGCGGAGGCGCGAUAGGCACUCGCCAGAUGGCCUCCCACCCUCGGUGGCUGCUUUGCUUGCCAUCACAAGUAUCCCGCCGCCCAGUAAACGAGCGGGCUCCCGGCAACGGAUGACUGUAGACUCUAUUGUCCCACGGUCUCAAGUCUCGGAGAAGGAGCUGAGCCAGGAGCUCAGUCUAUCAUCGUUCAAUCGCACCCCCAUGGAUGUACUUCUCAGUCCGCCGGAUGAGCCUAUGGAGGAGGACGCAUCUGUUACUAGCGAUAGUUGCAUGGCUUCUGUUCUUUCCACUCGUGCAGCAUCCUUCGAUAGUCUGCCAUCCCUCGGGGAUUCUUUGGGGACAACGCUACCCUCUGUCGAUAGUCCCGUUACUCCAAGAAGCAGGCGGUUUCGUCCGCCCCGAAGAUCCCUUGAGCCCGUUUCUUCUCCGCCGGGUGAGCAGGCAGAGCACCCUCUCUGGGUCGAUCCAGAUGUCGAGGUUGAUGAAAUGGAUUUCAGUGUUUUCGAUCCGUCGGCAGUAUCAACGGACAAGCAGCAGGCCAACGUCUUCUUACCGCUCAAAACGGCGUUCAAGUCGAAUCUGACAGCAUCGCUCCGCGCAUUGCGCUCAGCGGCCCGGUCGUUGUCGACGUUUACGGCUUCUUCGGUCCCGCCGGAAGAUCUACUUACGCGCUCUAUUCUCACUAUGGAUCCUCGGGUACCAUUUACAGACGAGCGGCGACCGCCUGUGCUUGACGAGGAGCCAAGUGAGGCAAUGCGCCGAUACCUUAACCCUACAGAUAGUGCCCGGCUCGAUCUACGGACGACCCCAGCCACGGGACCUACGACACGCAGUUAUACGGCGUCCAUUCAAAUGCAGACAUACAAAGUCUCACGUUCUAAGAGCGCCCCGGCCACAUCAACCCGCAAAGCAUCCUCGCCACCUCCGUCAACAGCCUCAACUAAAUCCCCGGUUCCCCCUACGUUCCCCCCAGGUCCUAGGCAAAGAGAAAUUCGCGAAAACGCUGAUUUUAUUCGUAUUGCCGUAUUGGAACACCUGAUGCGCAAGAGGGGCAAGUUCGACAACUCACAAGAAGGGCACGCUCGUUGGCUGUUGCCUCCCAGGAAGCCGAGUGCGAAGCCUUACGAGAUUGGGUCUGACGGCAUACCUAUUCGAUGGAUUCCGAUCUCUCAAGACACCUCUUAG
This is a messenger RNA of Neoarthrinium moseri, 1548 nucleotides long. RefSeq lists its product as uncharacterized. The record is from RefSeq and is a predicted model, not a curated record. The transcript has a single exon. Lineage: Eukaryota; Fungi; Ascomycota; Sordariomycetes; Amphisphaeriales; Apiosporaceae. The coding region runs from base 1 to 1548 and encodes 515 amino acids.